AUGUUGCCUAUCAGUCUUUCGUACAUCAUUCCUUUAUUCGCUGUCAAUGAAUCAUACUGGGGUUCUCUAGAAGCCUGGAGCUUCGGACUCAACAUCAUUACAGCAGGCCUAGCAUUCCUUCAAGGAAUUCCACAAAUAGCAUUGACCGGUGCAAUUCUCUUUGGGAAACGAGAAAGAAUCCACAAUUUAGGUAAAAAGGAUACGGAUCUUAUCGCAGCAAGGAAAAUGGAGUUCUGGUUUUUAACCAUCAAUGCAGCAAAGUGGGUUCUGUUAGCAGCGGUUUGGACGACAUGGUUUGGGCAGAGAUUAUACGAGAACAUAAACUUCUAUCUGCCAGUUCUCUGGGUCGUUGGAGCACAAGUAUACCUGGAUUACCUGAUAGUUGGGGUGGAAGAUACUCUAUUGGCUUGGAUGGUUUGGUCGAGUAGACGAAGAGAUUGGGAAACUGAAAGUGUUAUGAGUGAUGGUGGAGUGGAGAAUGGCAGUUUCAUGAGGCCUACAGAGCAGACGCCACUGUUGACAAGCGGGAUGAGAUGGCACGACGAGGGGGGGCAGGAUUGGACUUCUUAG
This is a messenger RNA of Orbilia oligospora ATCC 24927, 570 nucleotides long. RefSeq lists its product as uncharacterized. Lineage: Eukaryota; Fungi; Ascomycota; Orbiliomycetes; Orbiliales; Orbiliaceae. Bases 1 to 570 code for a protein of 189 amino acids. The record is from RefSeq and is a predicted model, not a curated record. The transcript has a single exon.